Coregonus sp. 'balchen' is the source of this 204-nucleotide messenger RNA. NCBI's taxonomy places the organism in Eukaryota, Metazoa, Chordata, Actinopteri, Salmoniformes, Salmonidae. The record is from the annotation of a GenBank genome assembly.
AUGGAGGAGUGCAGUGCAAGACUGGGAGUCCCAGUGAACUGCAUCCUGCCUGUGAAGAACUACCAUGAGGAGACCGACUUGAAUGAUGACAUUGAUGUUCUGCUGUUGGGAGCACUUGAGCAGAUAGUGGAUUUUGCGGAUGAAUUCUCAAAGGACAUCCCACUAUCCGGUGCCAUGGCUGUGCUGGUCCCUCUGGGUCACUAA